CUCUCUCUCAACAAAUUGAUUUCAAUGCUGUAUAUUCAACUUAGGACGGAAGAAACUGGCCCUUUCAUGGCAAUCUCAAGCCUCUGCAAUUUCUUCCUCUCACGAUAGAACAAACACUUGCAUCUCUCCGCCAAAUCCCAAUUUGGGUUUUCUCUAAUCUACCUAUCCAUUGCUUUUCCUCUACUGUUUGUGGUACUCUUCAAUCUAUAUUCAGUUUCAAAUCAUGGGUUUUGCUUCUUCCUCUUCUUCCCUGAGAAGACCACCCAUCGCUCAUUUCAGAUGGUUCUUCGGUUUUCUUCUAUGUCUGGUGGGGGGUUUUGGGAGGAGUGAUAAUUCCAGCAAAUAGAGGGAGAUAGUAGAGAUUUAUGAGUGUUUUGGGAGGAUAAAUGGAGCAGCGAGCGGUUUUCUUGGCGCUGUUUCUCUGCGUAGUUGGUUCUUUACUUCAUGGAUCGAAAGGUUUUGCUAAAUCCCCAUCACCAACAAUGCCUCAUGCACUUCCUCCUAUUGAAGAAAGAACACCUAGCUCUGGACAUCAUGGAAAACCACCAAGAAAAAACACAUCAAGCCCAGUACCUCUGCCAAAAGGACCCAUCUCACCUCUUCCAACAGCAUUGCCGCCCAAGUCAGAACUUCUGCCUCCAAUCAUCCAAGGGCCACUACCAGCAUCUGUGCCACAAAAUGCACCGACUCAUCACAUAAGUAAGGAGCAUAAACACCCAAGGGGGGCAUCUCCAUCUGCUAAGAAUCAGACACCACAUGCACCCAGUACAGGCAUAUCUCCUGUUACGGCCCCACCUGGGCGUGAGGGCCGAGAGCCUUCAAAUAAUGGAUCUCCCCUGCCCAUCCCAUUUCUUAAUCCCAAACCUCCAGCAAGUAAAAGGGUUCGUAGUCCUGCAUCUGCACCUGCAGUGUCAAUCUCAUUUCACAAGCAUCAUGCAAGGAAAAAUGCCAGCAGCCCUGCAUCUGCACCUUCUCAUGUGUUUCCUCCACCAUCCUACCAUCAAGGCCCAGUGAUCCCUCAAGCUCCGUCACAAGCUCCGGUGGUACUCACUAAGAGGAGUAGACACAAGCCACAUGGUCCUCCACCCUCUAGUCAAGGUGCUUCCCUCUCCCCUACGGAAACCCCCUCUCCAACAACUGAACCGGAAGCCCCUACACCUUCUCCCUCAGUGACGGCUCCAUCCAGCCAAAUUGAAGUUCCCAUUUAUCCCCCCACAAUUUACUCAUCUGGGUCUUCUCCAAGGAAGCCAAGGAUACCAGCGCGGUCACCUGCUCGAGCAUUACCGCCUCCGCCUCCUAAUCAAGAUUGUUCGGCACUGUCAUGUAGAGAGCCAUUAACAAAUACCCCCCCAGGAUCACCUUGCGGCUGUGUAUUGCCGAUGCAGGUUGGACUGCGUUUGGGUGUGGCACUGCUCACGUUCUUCACUUUGGUUGCUGAGCUGGCCCAAGAAAUUGCAUCUGGAGUUUUCAUGAAACAAAGCCAGGUCCGCAUUAUGGGAGCAAAUACGGCAAUCCAAAAUCCCGGCGAGACUGAUGUCUUCCUUGAUCUUGUACCGUUUGGAGAAAAAUUUGACAACAUUACAACAUUUCUGAUGUAUGAGAAUUUCUGGCAUAAACGGGUGGUCAUAAAGAUUUCCAUCUUCGGUGACUACCAAGUGUUGUAUGUUCGUUAUCCAGGCCUUCCACCCUCACCACCUUUGGCACCCACAGACAUUACGAUCAAUGAUGCUGGGCAACUUCCUAGAGACAAUCACCCAAGGGCAUUGCAUCCUUUUGGGGUUGAUGUGAGGAAACAAAAAGAAAGACUGGAUGGGAGCCUAAUUGCCGUCAUAGUUCUGUCAUCGGCUAUACUUCUUGUUUUCUUUCUUGGAGCCAUGUGGCUUUUGCUGUGGAAACUCAGAAACCAUACUUGUCAGCCAGCACCAACUCUGCAGACUUUAGUACCUCUUGGAAAGCCAUCAGUAGGUGCAGGAUCGAUAAUAUUUGGCAGUGGGCCCAGUUCUCCAUCGCUGUCCUUCGGCUCUAGCAUCGCAACAUAUACAGGAUCUGCUAAAACAUUCAGCUUAGCUGAGAUGGAGAAAGCCACUGAUAAUUUUGAUGCUUCAACAAUACUUGGAGAAGGUGGUUUUGGGCGUGUGUUCAAAGGUGUCCUUGAGGACGGAACAAAGGUGGCUGUGAAAGUUCUCAAGAGAGACGAUCGUCAGGGUACCCGGGAGUUCUUGGCGGAGGUUGAGAUGCUUAGCCGUUUGCAUCACAGGAACUUGGUCAAGUUGAUCGGUAUAUGCACUGAGGAGCAUAGCCGCAGCCUGGUCUAUGAACUCAUUCCAAAUGGCAGUGUGGAAUCUCAUUUGCAUGGAGUGGACAAGGAAACUGCUUCACUUGAUUGGGAUGCGCGAACGAAGAUUGCACUUGGUUCAGCUCGAGGUCUUGCCUAUCUGCAUGAAGAUUCAAGCCCUCGUGUUAUCCAUCGGGAUUUCAAGUCCAGCAACAUCUUAUUGGAAUAUGAUUUUACUCCCAAAGUGUCUGAUUUUGGCUUGGCUAAGACAGCCCUGGAUGAGGAAAGCGAGCAUAUCUCGACCCGCAUAGUGGGAACUUUUGGCUAUGUAGCUCCUGAGUAUGCGAUGACAGGACAUCUGCUCGUCAAGAGUGAUGUUUACAGCUAUGGUGUCGUCCUUCUUGAGCUUUUAACCGGAAAGAAACCCAUAGACAUGACACAACCUCCGGGUCAAGAGAACCUAGUCACUUGGGCCCGUCCGCUUCUCACAAGCAAGGAGGGGUUACAGAUGCUCAUUGAUCCGGCUCUUGGUCCUGAUUUCCCGUUCGACAGUGUUGCCAAAGUAGCUGCCAUUGCUUCGAUGUGCGUUCAGCCGGAAGUCACCCACCGUCCUUUCAUGGGCGAGGUUGUGCAGGCCUUGAAGCUAGUAUGCAAUGAGUGUGAUGAGAAGAGAGGGGGGUCUGGCAGCUGUAGCCAGGACAAUUUAUCCCCUCAGGACACUGAUACGAGGGUCAGCAUUGCUUCCGGUCAGCUGCCAUCAACCCACUCCUUUCUUAUGGCUAAUUACGGAUCGGGCCUUGAAGCCGAGCGUGUGCUAUCAACAUCGGACAUAUUCAGCACGUCAGCGCGGUUCACGAGGCAUGAAUCGGGAUCGUUUAGGAGGCAUUCGAGUUCGGGACCUCUGAGAAUGACUCGGCAUGGGUGGUUUUGGCAAAGGGGCCUGUCUAGUGGCAGUGUGAGCGAGCAUGGUAUUGCAUUUAAGUUAUGGGCCGGAUCAGACGGUGGCAGAAAGUGGCCAUGAUGAAAUGUUCUUUGGUGACUUUGGAUGGAAGAGAAAUUGUAUGAUCUUCUGGUCAAGGAUACACUAUCCUCAUGUAUUUAUUUUGUACUAGUGGGGCCCAUUGUUCAUUGAUCAGACUAUUGGUCAUGCUACCCAAGGCGGAUGGACCAUGCCCCUAAAAUCUCAUAGACUAGAAGAUCCUAGCCAUCAAUCUUGGCCUUCCCUUCAGCUGAGCAUGGGCAACUGCUGUAUUUUUCAUCCAUGUACAGGCCACAAAUUGAGAGGUCAGGAUACUCCUACUGAGGGAAUCGCUGGGGUAUAGUCUAUCCAUGGUGGGCUGCAUUAGAUUGAUGAUGUUGAUUACGGAAUGAUGGGCUUCACUUGCACAAACUGAAAACUUGAGGACACUGCAUAUCCUCCGGUAUGGAUCAUGCAAUUCCCCUUGACGCAAAAUCAUCUGAAGAUUUUUGCAGUCUGUGCGACAAUGAAGAUUGUGUUCAUGAAAGAACACGGUUCAUACGAACUGGUGGUGCCAGCUCUCCUGUUCAUCUAACGUUGGUGAAGUUGUUCUUGGGCCUGAAACAUAAGAUUGGAAAUUGAUCUUGGUUCAAUCCAAUUGUAUGAUUCAUGGGCAGAAUGUUCCUUAUGCAGGGCAUUGGGAACAGCCUCAGUCAUUUUUGGUCUAUUUGGAGACGUUUUAUUUAACGGUUGAUUGGUGGGCCAGGGUGAUUUCAGAUUGUUUUUAAGAUAACAGAGUGAAGUUUGGUGCAUCGGCAAGCUCGGCAAUGGAUUUGGAGGAGGCUGUAUUGGUAAGUUUGUAACUGAAAUUCAAUAGAAACUUACCGUUUGUUUCAAAUGCUUGUGAACUUUUAAUAAAGGGAAAAUCACAUGGCUUCUACUAUUUUU
Magnolia sinica is the source of this 4181-nucleotide messenger RNA. RefSeq names its product receptor-like serine/threonine-protein kinase ALE2. Bases 387 to 3296 code for a protein of 969 amino acids. The transcript is spliced from 12 exons. NCBI's taxonomy places the organism in Eukaryota, Viridiplantae, Streptophyta, Magnoliopsida, Magnoliales, Magnoliaceae. Gene Ontology annotation, biological process: protein phosphorylation. The record is from RefSeq and is a predicted model, not a curated record. Gene Ontology annotation, molecular function: protein kinase activity; ATP binding.